Messenger RNA from Humulus lupulus (European hop), 1597 nucleotides. RefSeq names its product cysteine proteinase COT44. The coding region runs from base 163 to 1287 and encodes 374 amino acids. Gene Ontology annotation, molecular function: cysteine-type endopeptidase activity. NCBI's taxonomy places the organism in Eukaryota, Viridiplantae, Streptophyta, Magnoliopsida, Rosales, Cannabaceae. The transcript has 4 exons. The record is from RefSeq and is a predicted model, not a curated record. Gene Ontology annotation, cellular component: lysosome.
ACGACCCACGAGCCCACAUGGGGUUUCGAACCCAGAAAUCUCUCUCUCUCUCUCUCAUUUUUUUCCUAUAAAAACACCAUCACAUCUCUCGAUCAACAACUCACUUUUCUCACUCUCCAAACCAAACACAAUACUCUUCUUCUUCUUCUUCUUCUUCUAACUAUGGCUUCCUCUUAUCAUUACCUUGUCAUCUUCGCUCUCUUUUUGGUGUCGUUUUCCUCUGUUUCAACCUCAAACGACAUGUCGUCCAGCAGCUCCCGAAGUGAGUCCGAGUUAAGGGAGAUGUACACGAGGUGGGUAGUUGAGAACCAGAGAAGCUACAACGCCCUGGGCGAGGAGGAGAAGAGGUUUGAGAUCUUCAAAGAUAAUCUCCGCUUCAUCGACCACCACAACGCCCAGAAAAACCGGACCUAUAAGGUCGGGUUGAACCGCUUCGCUGACCUCACCAACGACGAGUAUCGGGUCGGGUUUUUGGGUACCCGGACUGAUGCUAAACGACGUGUUAUGAAGGCCAAAAACGCAAGUCGUAGAUACGCUUUUGCUGCCCAUGAAAACUUGCCUCACUCUGUUGAUUGGAGGCAAAACGGCGCCGUUAACACCGUUAAGAAUCAAGGAAGUUGCGGAAGUUGCUGGGCGUUUUCAACGGUGGCUGCAGUGGAAGGCAUAAACAAGAUAGUGACCGGAGAACUGGUGUCCUUAUCGGAACAAGAGCUGGUUGACUGUGACAGAGCUUACAACUCCGGUUGCAAUGGGGGUCUCAUGGACUACGCCUUUGAGUUCAUCAUCCAAAAUGGUGGAAUCACCUCUGAAGAUGACUACCCUUAUGCUGGUGUCAAUGGCCGCUGCGACGUUGCUCGGGCUAACAAGAAGGUUGUUUCCAUUAAUGGGUAUGAGGAUGUUCCUACCUUGGAUGAGAAGGCACUGAAGAAAGCUGUAGCUCAUCAACCUGUUAGUGUUGCCAUUGAAGCUGGUGGCAGGGCUCUGCAGCUAUACCAAUCUGGUGUUUUCACUGGUGAAUGUGGUACACAAUUGGAUCAUGGUGUGGCUGUUGUCGGGUAUGGCAGAGAGAAUGGCGUGGAUUACUGGCUCGUGAGGAAUUCGUGGGGCACCAACUGGGGCGAGGAGGGGUAUUUCAAGUUAGAGCGUAACCUGGUUGGUUCAAACAAUGGUAAGUGCGGAAUUGCAAUGGAGGCUUCUUACCCUGUUAAGAGUGAGGGCGAUGAUGCUCCGAUCGAGCCUUACUUGGCUCGUGAAGUUGCUGCUGCUGUGAUGGUAGCUUCUGCUUAAGUAAACCAUCUUUCGUUUCGGGGAACAGAGAAGACUCAAGUAUGGUGGCAAAGAUGCAUAGAAGUUGCCCCUUUUGGUUGUUCUAGUACAAGUACCCCUUUGUUCUUUGUAGGUCUAAGAGUCACACCAGAAGAAUGGCUGAUCUUUUGGUGCCUUAUUUGGAAUCACUUUGUGUAUAUAUAGAUUUUAAUAUUUGUAUAACUGCAACACAGAAGAAAGUUGUCAUUUGUUGCAGCUCAUUAUCAUUAUUGUUGAAAUUUUAGCCUGAUUUCAUCAGGGAAAUCUAUGCAAUUACUUAUGUUAUUUAUUA